UCGCAAACGUCUAGACACUGGAGCGACUGGAGUAGUGCACCCCCUGGGACCCAGCUCUCGGUUCCCACAGUAUUCGAGCAGUGUGCAACAGUUCCUUGAAAGAUUUUUGAAGAAAAACACAAUUUUGCUUUCUUCAUGGUUGGGCUGUGCCACUCAGGCUUUGACCAGGUCCUCGCAGGGCAUUCGGAAAUUGAAAAUGGCCCUUCAGCAAUGCUAGGUCUAUAAUGGGAAGUGUCACAGUUCGAUAUUUCUGUUAUGGAUGCCUUUUUACAUCUGCAGCCUGGACGCUUUUGCUUUUUAUUUAUUUCAACUUCAGUGAAGUGACUCAGCCACUUAAGAAUGUGCCCAUCAAGGGGUCUGGGCCCCACGGACCAUUCCCCAAAAAAUUUUAUCCCCGUUUCACUAGAGGCCCAAGUCAAGUAUUAGAAUCACAAUUCAAAGCAAACAAAAUUGAUGAUGUGAUAGAUAAUCACGUUGAAGAUCCAAAAAGAGGCAAUGUGAAAUUCUCUUCUGAAUUGGGUAUGAUUUUUAAUGAACGUGAUCAGGAGUUGAGAGACUUGGGGUAUCAGAAACAUGCCUUCAAUAUGCUUAUUAGUAACCGCUUGGGCUACCACAGAGAUGUGCCAGAUACGAGGAAUGUGGCUGAUUUGAAAGGAGAACUAGAUGAAUACAUCCAAAAAUACCUCCCUGGAAAAAUCAAAGUGAUAAGAAAUCCAAAGCGCGAGGGCUUGAUUCGAGGAAGAAUGAUUGGAGCGGCCCACUCCACAGGAGAAGUCCUGGUGUUCCUGGACAGCCACUGCGAGGUGAAUGUGCUGUGGCUGCAGCCCUUGCUGGCCGCCAUCCAGGAGGACCGGCGGACGGUGGUGUGCCCGGUGAUCGACAUCAUCAGCGCCGACACCCUGGCCUACAGCUCGUCCCCGGUGGUGCGGGGGGGCUUCAACUGGGGGCUGCACUUCAAGUGGGACCUCGUCACGCUCUCCGAGCUCGGGGGACCGGAGGGAGCGACUGCACCAAUAAAGUCACCUACAGUGGCUGGAGGAUUGUUUGCCAUGAACAGAAACUAUUUCAAUGAACUUGGACAGUAUGACAGUGGCAUGGAUAUCUGGGGAGGAGAAAAUUUAGAAAUAUCUUUUCGGAUCUGGAUGUGUGGAGGUAAGCUGUUCAUCAUCCCUUGCUCUAGAGUUGGACACAUUUUCCGGAAAAGGCGGCCGUAUGGGUCCCCCGAGGGCCAGGACACUAUGAUGCACAACUCCCUGCGGCUGGCACAUGUGUGGCUGGACGAAUACAAGGAGCAGUAUUUUUCUUUAAGACGUGAUCUGAGAACCAGAAAUUAUGGAAACAUCAGUGAGCGUGUUGAAUUGAGAAAGAAGUUGGAUUGUAAAUCAUUUAAAUGGUAUUUGGAUAACAUUUACCCGGAGAUGCAGAUAUCUGGGCCCAAUGUCAAACCCCAGCAACCCAUUUUUAUCAACAGAGGGCCAAAGUGCCCCAAAGUCCUUCAGCGCGGAAGGCUCUAUCACCUUCAGACCAACAAGUGUUUGGUGGCCCAGGGCCGCUGGAGUGAGAAGAGAGGCCUCGUAGUGCUGAGGGCAUGUGACUACAGUGACCCAAACCAGGUUUGGAUUUACAAUGAAGAACAUGAGCUGGUCUUAAAUAAUCUCCUUUGCCUGGAUAUGUCAGAAACUCGCUCAUCUGACCCCCCGAGACUCAUGAAGUGCCAUGGGUCCGGAGGAUCCCAGCAGUGGACCUUUGGGAGGAAUAACCGGCUGUACCAGGUAUCAGCAGGCCAGUGCCUCAGAGCAGUUGAUCCACUGAGUCGCAAAGGCUCUGUUGCCAUGGCGAUCUGUGACGGCUCCUCCUCACAGCAGUGGCAUUUGGAAUCUUAAGGUGGACACUGUGGUCGGAACGGUGACUGUCAUGCUCAUCCCCACCACAGAGCCUGAAGAAGUGCUUCCCCAGGAAGUUGAAGUCAUUUCUGGACUGCUGUUAAGGAUUUCUUCCUUAUGGUAGGAAACCAGAGUGCAGUGUUAACUCUAGAUCUAGAGUCAGGUUUGUGUAGAAGGAUAAAGUCCAGGAGAUUGAUGUGUCUGUUCAGGUUUAUUUGAUCAGGAAUUUGUGAUUUCCCUUCUUAGAUUUCAUAGGUGAUGGUUAAUUUUUAAAUUUCUACUACCAUGUUCUGAAUAAUUUUAAAUAUACUGAAUCCACAUUACUUUUAACUUUAGAAGGCAUUCAUUUAUAAGAUUAUAUUUAAGAGUUAUUAUAAAUUAUUUUGGUGAAUAUGGUACUACCCAGAUUUACAUUAAAGGAUCCUUUUGAUUGUU
Odocoileus virginianus texanus is the source of this 2318-nucleotide messenger RNA. The record is from RefSeq and is a predicted model, not a curated record. Lineage: Eukaryota; Metazoa; Chordata; Mammalia; Artiodactyla; Cervidae.